Trypanosoma grayi is the source of this 384-nucleotide messenger RNA. RefSeq lists its product as hypothetical. Lineage: Eukaryota; Euglenozoa; Kinetoplastea; Trypanosomatida; Trypanosomatidae. The transcript has a single exon. The coding region runs from base 1 to 384 and encodes 127 amino acids. The record is from RefSeq and is a predicted model, not a curated record.
AUGGACCCACACACCCGACAGCCACUGCGAACGUCCAAAGGAAAUAAAUGUGCCAACGUCCGUACAUAUCACUCAUUUUGUGUUCAUGACCUCUCCAAAUGCACUUCGACGAAAAAAACUGUCAGCACCCCCCAUGGUGUUUCAGCACAAAGGGCCGCUGCUGGGGACCUCGUACUUUUUUUAAUUCCCAUCGCGGACUGUGUCCCGUGCAACCUCCGUGGCCACGCAGCGCAGCGUGCCGGGGCGGGCGUCAUCCACUCUCUCUCCCUCUCUCUCCCGCUCUGUGUGCCCCCCAAUCCUCCUGCGGUGUGCGUGACGGUGGGCGCCGCGCCGAAGCUGCCGCCACCUGCUCUGUCACGUGCGGGGCCGCAGACGUUUCGGUGA